Molecule: messenger RNA, 1383 nt
Organism: Vanderwaltozyma polyspora DSM 70294
Lineage: Eukaryota; Fungi; Ascomycota; Saccharomycetes; Saccharomycetales; Saccharomycetaceae
Gene: ARP3
Product: actin-related protein 3
Exons: 1
Coding region: 1-1383 (460 amino acids)
Biological process (GO): Arp2/3 complex-mediated actin nucleation
Cellular component (GO): actin cortical patch; Arp2/3 protein complex
Molecular function (GO): actin filament binding
Source: RefSeq, a predicted model, not a curated record
AUGUCUUAUUUGAAUAAUCCUGCCAUUGUUAUGGAUAACGGUACUGGUUUGACCAAGUUAGGUUAUGCCGGUAACGAUUCUCCAUCCUGGAUUUUCCCUACUUCUAUUGCCACUUCUCAAGCCAGCGGUGCCAAGACUAGUUCAAAUCAAUCGAACACUGCUAGCGGUGCUGCUUCUUCUGGUGGUUCUGGUCAAAUUAACAACCCUUACUUUGGUAAUUCCACUUCUGCCACUUCAUUUGGUAACAAUUUGUCUUCAAAUAAUCUAUUAUUAUCAAAUAAUUUAGCUGGUAAAAGAGGUACCGAGGAUUUAGAUUUUUAUAUUGGUAAUGAAGCUUUGAUAGCAUCUCAAGGUCCAUCCUACUCUUUGAGCUAUCCAAUUAGACAUGGUCAAAUUGAAAAUUGGGAUCACAUGGAAAGAUUCUGGGAAAAUUCGAUUUUUAAAUAUCUAAGGGCAGAACCAGAGGAUCAUUUCUUCUUAUUGACUGAACCACCUUUAAACCCUCCAGAAAACAGAGAACAAGUGGCCGAAAUAUUCUUUGAAUCAUUCAAUUGUGCAGGUUUAUAUAUUGCUGUGCAAGCUGUUUUAGCCUUGGCCGCCUCUUGGACAUCCUCACAAGUUACCGAUAGAUCAUUGACAGGUACUGUUAUUGAUUCUGGUGAUGGUGUCACUCACGUUAUUCCAGUUGCUGAAGGUUACGUUAUUGGUUCUGCCAUUAAAAAUAUCCCAAUUGCAGGUAGAGACAUUACUUUAUUUAUUCAAUCUUUGUUAAGAGAACGUGGUGAAGCUGAUACAUCUUUAAGAACUGCCGAACGUAUUAAACAAGAAUAUUGUUAUGUUUGUCCUGAUAUAGUAAAAGAAUUCAAUAAAUUUGAUAGACAACCUGAAAAGUUCGCACAAUUCAUCAUAGAGAAUCAAGACAAGACUAAGCAAAAAGUUGUUGAUAUUGGUUACGAAAGAUUUUUGGCUCCUGAAAUUUUCUUCAACCCUGAAAUUGCUUCUUCCGACUUCUUGACACCAUUGCCAACCGUUGUUGAUCACACCAUCCAAGCUUGUCCUAUUGAUGUCCGUAAAGGUUUAUACAAUAACAUUGUACUAUCUGGUGGUUCAACAAUGUUCAAAGAUUUCAGCCGUCGUCUACAGAGAGAUAUCAAAUCCAUUGUAAACAGCAGAAUCAUCCAGAAUGAAGCAGUAACAGGUGUCAAAUCAACUGGUGUUGACGUUCAAGUUAUUUCACACAGAAAACAAAGAAAUGCCGUUUGGUUCGGUGGUUCCUUACUUGCUCAAACCGCAGAAUUCAAGAGUUAUUGUCAUACUAAGAAGGACUAUGAAGAAUACGGUCCUGAAAUUGUCAGAAACUUUAGUUUGUUCAAUAUGGUUUAA